AUGUCUAAAACGGCUAAACAAUUGAAAAUCAAACCACACAAGGUUGUCAAUCAGUCAGGUGAUGCAAUACAGUUAUAUUCAUCUGUGGAUUGUAAAGGAAUUGUUGGAAAUGAUAAUCGAACUUAUAUUCUGGAUUUACUACGUACUUUCCCACCAGAUCUAAACUAUUUAGAUAAUGGUAGUGAUAUACGACCUCAGUUGUCUCCUGAAUUGGUGAAAUUAGGUUAUCCUUAUCAACACCGACAUAUGUUGGCGACUUUAAGACAAGAGUUGAUCGAGGCAUUUUUUGACCAUCGUUAUGAAAAGUUUCUACGUCUGGCUGCUCUAGAGAUUCAGAAAGGUAAAUCUUCCUUAAAAGGUGAAUGUGAUGAUCAGGAUGCUGCUGGUGUGCAAAAUGGACAAGCUAACUGUUCAAACACUAAUGAUGAUCCCUUAUCUCCCAAAGAUAGUCUAAUUACAACCAAACACCAAAUAGACCACCAUGAUGUUACUGGACACUCCAGUAAUGCUUUGAACUCAGGGAUUGGGACAAUAAAGUCUCCAAGCAAGAAUCAAUCAGAUGAUUUAAGCCUGAUGAAAAGAUUACUAGAAGAUGAUCAAGACACACAAAAAAAUGACGUAAUUCGAGAAGCUAUCCGCAAAGCAGCAGCAACUGUCGGUUCUCUGAGUACAGAUCGUUUUGAGCUUACAUUCAAUCCUGAUAUUUAUCAGAAAUUUGUCAAAUUUUGUGAUUCAGAAGAACAAUCAUUAACAGUUGAUCAAGAACUAGUAUGCAGUGCUUGCGAAUUUCUGGUUUUAAAACAAAUUCCAGCAUUUGUUAGAGAUGCGUUAAGUUUGUGCAUCACUCCUCAAGAUGGUAGAGCUCUGAUAGAGUUAAUGCAUCAGCGUGGCAUUAAUGUACGUUAUUUGAAUCGUGUAAUCGAAUCAGUCAGUAUUCACCAGUCGUUAGGUUAUCUCAAAAAAAUGGCUAUUUGCGAAGUUUUGUUACGGUCUGCAAAACAUUUAUUUAAAACAUAUCUUCAAGAUGUUGAUCCUAUGCUUCUUUCUGUUGGGAUUGCUCAUUUUCUCAACUGUUUUCUUACAGCAUGUCCUAAUCUUACACCAUUACUUGGGAUUGAUGAGCAAGUCCUCAAACUGAAUCGUAAUAAAAAGAAUAAGAAGAAAUUGAAAAAUCUUCGUGAAUCACCAGAAGAAAUGGCAUGGCUUAAUGAAACACAUUCCAGUUUAUGGUCUGAAAUAAUUAAAGAAGCUAAGGAAUAUUAUCAUUAUCAAAUAACUGCGUCAGACAUUGAUGAAUUCUGUAAAAUUUAUGAAGUUCAACGUAUUCAGCUUCUUAGAACAUUUUGUACAUCUGUUGGUAUUCAGCUACUUUUACGCGAAUAUAAUCUCAAUCUACCGAAUGGUGCUAAACAUCAUCAAAAACCGGUAUUUAAUACUGAAGAUAUAAUAUCUCUUUAUCCAAUAGUGAAACAUUUACAUCCUCAUGCAACUGAUGCUUAUCAUUAUUUUACAACUGGUCAAGCUCGAAUUUCUGCUGGUCAUCUUCAAGAAGGAUUCGAGUUGAUUAAUGAAGCUUUAAGUCUUCUGAAUGGUGUAUAUGGUCCUCUUCAUCCUGAUAUUGGUGCUUGUAAUCGUCUUUUAGCUCGUUUAUCUUAUGUCAUGGGUGAACAUGAAGCUGCAUUAUUAUUUCAGCAUCGUGCUACAAUGAUUAGUGAACGUGUACACGGAAUUGAUAAUCCGAAUACAGCUACUGAAUAUAUACAUUUCUCACUUUAUGUAUUCGCUUGUGGACAUAUAUCUACUGCUUUACAAUUACUUUAUCGAGCUCGUUACAUAGCACUCUUAUGCCAUGGUGAAUGUCAUCCUGAAAUAACACAAAUAGACACUAAUAUCGGUUUAAUGUUACAGUUGGUUGGUGAAUUAGAUUUGGCUUUAAUCUUUUUCGAGAAUGCAUUAUCUUUAAUUAAAUUAUUUUAUGGUGAACGAAAUUUGAAAGAAGCUUUCACUUGUCAUUUAAUCAGUCUUACGUAUACCUAUCGCGGCGAUUUUCGUACUGCUCUUGAUUAUGAAAAACGUCGUUUUCUAAUCUACAAGGAACGCUUAGGUCCAGAUAGCGAUUAUACUAAAGAUAGUGAUGAAUGUUUGCGACAGCUUACCCAACAAGCUGUGACAAUUGCACGUAAAGUAGCUGAACUCACAGCAACUGCCUCCACAACAAAGUCAAUUGGAAGUGGUGAUUCUUCUUCGUCCACUAGUCAUUUGAAUUUACAUUCAACUAACAAUCAUCUUUCUAUCAGUGAAUCACUUGUUGCUAAGGCAGUUUUAUCAAAUGCAUUCUGUGGUGGUGUUAAUGGGAAUGUCAGCGCUACUGGGGGUAGUGGUGGUUCAUUAACUUUGCCUAUGCCAACUGUUUCUUCAAUUUUAGAAACUCUCAAUCGUGUAAAUGGAAUAUUAGUUAUACAAAUAAGAGGAAAAGAUGACAAUCAACAUGGUCACAAAGAAGAUAAAAAUCUGUCAAGUAAUAAAUCUGAUCUUACAGAAUCCCAUGUUGUUAUAUGUGAUAAAAUUCGGCAGUCCAAAAAUGAUAUCCAUCUGUUGACAUCAUCAUCUAAUGAUAAUAAAUCGUCGAAAUCUUUUCCCACCUCAUUAAAUAAUAGUGAUGUGAACAAACCUGUAAUUCCAGUAUUGUAG
Schistosoma mattheei is the source of this 2691-nucleotide messenger RNA. NCBI's taxonomy places the organism in Eukaryota, Metazoa, Platyhelminthes, Trematoda, Strigeidida, Schistosomatidae. The record is from the annotation of a GenBank genome assembly.